Molecule: messenger RNA, 3083 nt
Organism: Vespula vulgaris
Lineage: Eukaryota; Metazoa; Arthropoda; Insecta; Hymenoptera; Vespidae
Exons: 14
Coding region: 1657-2670 (337 amino acids)
Source: RefSeq, a predicted model, not a curated record
AGAGAUAGAUAAAUGCAAGCAAUCAAGCUGUGUAACGUUUUUCUUACACAAGUGUUCGUCGUUUCGUACGCGUUUUAAAAACAAGUUUGUAUUUCUUGUCACGAAUAGUAUUACUGCUGCAUACGUCGAUUGUCCAGUUAUUGCGACGAUAGUGAAAGUUCGAAUUCGGGCUUUUUCUUAACACGCCUUACCUACUAAAAAUUUUAACGGAGGAUCGAAGAUGGAUUAUGCGAAUUGGAAGAAAUGUCGAUGUUAUUGUUUUGUACAAAUGAAGCGGACGAUAUGUUGUUUUAAUCUAAGUAGAGAUAAAGAAAGAUAAAACAUGUUUCUUUGUUACACGAAUAUCUAUCAAACAUAUUUCGACGAAUUUUAAAUUAGCUUAAAAAAAAAAGCAGCAUUGAAAAAAGAAAAAGAAAUUGUUUCAACUCCCGUUAAAUAUAGCUAACAAAAGGAAUAUUUAUUUUAAGAGCUAUGAGAUACAAUUAUAAAAAAAAAAUUUGCAUCAAUUUGUAUCGAUUAAAACACAUAUACAAAAAGAUGAAAAAAGACAAGAGAGAAACAAAAAUUGUUGUAACGAUUAUUAAAUACGAGAAAUAAUUUAUUUUAAACUGCUGUUAAAUGCAGCCAUUAAACAAAAUAUAUUUGACAAAGUUACUGACAGACGAGGAGAUAACAAUAAAGGAAAGCUUCCUCCAGGUGAAAAUAUUGAGAUAUGUUAAAGAAGGUCCAGAAUAAUCAUACUUGUAAGACGAAAAUUUCAAUUACCAUAAGUUCAGGCACAACCAAUAUUUGCCACGCUCUUGACACCUUUUCUGUGAAAAAGCCAAUUUAUCGUAUAUCGUCCUCUCAGCAUGGAAGCAUUUGUCAUAUACUGAUUGUGUUCAUUUGUAAGUACAUAUAUAACAACGAAUGCACACCGGACACACCUCCUUCCAUAUAUGGCUACAUGGGAAAGUAGAUCGAUCGAAUCGAUCGAUCGAUUUAAGAACUGGUGAGAAAAAAGAAGUACAAGAAAAGAUCGAUAACAGAAAAAAAAAAAGAAAAACAAGAACAAGAAGAAGAAGAAAAAGAAAAAGAAAAAGAGAAAAUCGAAAGAACAGAAAAAGUAGAAAAAGAAAAAAAAAAGAAAAGAAGAAGAACAAGGAGGAGAAGAAGAAGAAAGAAAAAAGAAAGAAAAGAUGAAAAUGUAGCUCCCUCCUCGUCGUCUUCCCCUUUGAUAUUUUUUGUUUUUUCUCUUAAAUCGGUAACAACAAUCUUGUACCUGGGAACCACACCUUAGUCCCUUACUACUCUUCUGGUAGUGGUAAUCCAAGUUUUUCGGUGGUCACAGGUCCGCGCAGAGAGCUACGCGCAUAUUAUUCAUUCGCGCGAACGCAUUCGACUCGGUUCACCCGUUCGCGAGGCAUCGCGACUACUUCAGUCUCUGUUUUGUCUGCAGUCUUCGACGAUCCUUCUUCGAAAUCUAUCGUCGAGUUCGACGAUAGUUUGAUUAACCAAUAAGAAAGAGGAUCGAAAGAAGAGCAAAUUGGGAAGGCUGCAUUUGAAAUUUCGAGGACGCAUCCUUGGACUCUUCGAUUUCCAAGCUCGAUUUUCACCUACUUCAAUCGGUUGGCGAACGAUUGGGAGUCGAAUCACGUGCUACUCACCGAUAUUGCGAUGAUUACCAGGUAUCCAUGUACCAGUUUAUUCCUUGUAGGGCUAUACUUCUUUUUAAAUAUACCCAACGACUAUCACGUUCUUGGACAUGGACGACUUAUGGAUCCACCAGCACGUAACAGUAUGUGGCGAUUUGGAUUUCCGAAUCCAGUGAAUUACAACGAUAAUGAGUUAUUUUGUGGCGGGUAUGCAGUUCAGUGGGUUCAAAAUCAAGGUCAAUGUGGAGUCUGUGGAGAUGCAUUUCAUUUGAACGAACCAAGACCACAUGAGGCAGGUGGUGAAUAUGCGAAAGGAACUAUAGUCAGACAUUAUACGGUUGGCCAGGAAAUCGAUAUUGAGGUUGAGCUAACUGCUAAUCACAUGGGAGGAUUCGAGUUAUAUCUUUGUCCAAAUAACAAUCCUAGAAGCGAAGCAACCCAACAAUGUUUCGAUAGAUAUCCUCUCUACGUAUCUGGUACACGAGAUGUCCGUUUUGAAAUACCUUUGAAUACAGAAAAGAAAGCUAUAUUUCGUUACAGAGUUGUUUUACCACCUUACAUAACUUGUACCCAAUGUGUCAUUCAGUGGAAUUAUUACACAGGUAAUAUGUGGGGUACUUGUGAUAAUGGUACAGAAGCAGUAGGAUGUGGUAGACCAGAAACAUUUCGAAAUUGUGCGGAUGUUAGUAUCGUGACAAGUACAGCAGGAGUUCCACCACCCUUCGUGCAGAAUGACAAUCCCUUCUUACUUUAUUACAGAGAUGUUACAUCACCGAACAAUAUAUUCCCACUAAUAGUAAGAUCACAAGUUUGCGUACCUACGUAUCUUUAUCGAUUUAUACCUGGUAUGACUGAUUGGUGUCAGGCCAAUUGUCUUCGUUAUCCACCAAAUUGUCCAAAUAUGGUUUGUCAGUGUCCAGAAGUGUGCGAUGCGAUAGGUGAAAUCGAAGGUAAAGAAGGUGCAAGCGUUUAUUGUAUGGACAAGUGUCUAGUAUAUCCAUCUGAUUGUCCGAAUCAUCGUUGUCGUUGUUACUGACGAAAAAAAGAUUUACAAAAAAAAGAAGGAAAGAAAAUAAAGCAAAAUAAAAUAGAAAUUUGUCCAUCUUCGAUAACGUUAUCUAUGCCUAUUAAUGAUGGAACAAUUUAAUAGGCAAAAGGCAAACGGACGCUAUUGCAAUACUCAAUUAAUUAAUCAUUAGACUAUCAAUGUUGUCUUUCAUAUCACGCCGUCCAUGUGUGCUUGUCCUUUUAUUUUUUUAAUUACAAAGAGUGUCUCGUAUCGAUUGCAUGCUCAACGAAUGUUUCCUAUUAUAUGUAUAAAUGUUUAAUUAGAUAUGUAAGUAAAAACUCACGGAAUCGUAGAAGAAAGAAAUCUGAAGGAUUUCAAAAAAAUCAAAUGAUCUGCGAUGGUUCCUUCCAUUGUAUACGAGAAGAUAAUAAUAAAAAGAA